UCACUCAGUCACUCGCUCACUUAGGACGGACUCGGCGGGUCCGGGGAGUCUAGUGAGCGGCUCACUGCAGCAGUUGGGACUCUGGAGUGCAGUUUUCCGCACAAGCUCUCAUUCGCGCUGCAAUUUUUUUUUGCAAAAUUGUGUUCGCCUUAGAUGCAGAGCUAUCUGCAAGGUUUUGGAGGAUUUAAAGUCAUUCUUUGUCACAACGGAGAAAGACUGAAAACAGUGUUUAAGAAGGUACACCGAGGAGGUCCGUAGUGUACUGACGCUAAACCUUUUGCCGCUACCCCACACUUUCAGUUGUGGUUAAUUGAACUCGAGCGUAUAGGGAAUUACAGUGCCGUGCAACUGCAGUGAGGACAGAAAAGGGGGAAGAAGAAAAAAAGACAUAAAAAGGUGAACGGCGGGAAUGGCUUCAUCUCCGUGUGGCAGCAACGGCAGCAGCAGCAGCUUUGAUUCUGGACUGGAGAUCAAAACUCGAUCGGUGGAGCAGACGCUCAUCCCUCUGGUAUCGCAGAUUACCACCUUGAUCAAUCACAAAGAUAAGCCAAAGAAGUCAGAAAAAACACUACAUGCCAUUCAGAGAGUUGGGCAAGCAGUGAACCUGGCUGUUGGAAGAUUUGUUACAGUAGGAGAGGCCAUAGCAUUAGAGAAUGAAGAGCUGAAAGAGGAAAUGAGUUUUGCGUGCCUAGAGGCACGAAGGGCUGGAGAUACUAUUGCACAGCUCACUGAUGUGAUUACAUUGGAUCAGCCUGAGUCAGAUGAACGAGCAACAAUUUUCAGUGACAAGACCGGGAUGGUAAAGGCAGCAAGAAUGCUCUUGUCAUCAGUUACUAAGGUCCUUGUGCUGGCAGACAGAAUAGUUAUCAAGCAGAUCAUCAAUUCCCGAAACAAGGUUUUGGUGACCUUAGAACAUUUGGAAAAGGUCAGCAGCUUUCAGGAGUUUGUGCAAAUUUUCAGUCAGUUUGGAAAUGAGAUGGUGGAGUUUGCUCAUCUGACAGGAGACAGACAAAAUGACUUGAAAGAUGAAAAGAAGAAAGCCAGAAUGGCAGCAGCCAGAGCAGUCCUUGAAAAGUGCACUAUGAUGCUUUUAACAGCUUCCAAGACAUGUUUACGGCAUCCAGACUGUGAAUCUGCAAGAAUUAAUAAAGAUGGUGUUUUCCACCGCAUGCGAUUGGCACUGGACCAGGUGAUUGAGAUCGUCACAGACUCACGGACCAGUGGAGAAGGGGAGGUCCAAGUUGUUAGCAUUUAUACUGGAAUUAAAGAGUUUAAGAACAGAGUGGAAGGCUUGCGAGAGAACCUGUAUAUUGUCUCCAAGGAUAACCUUUUAGCAAUGCUUGACGCAAUGCUGGAGCACACAGAAGAUUUUACAGACUCUGCUUAUACUAGUCAUGAGCACAGGGAGUGUAUCCUUGAACUGUCAAGGCAAGCAAGAGUGGAGCUUGAGCAGCUUAUUACUGCCUGGAUACAAGCUCAGUCUUUCAAAGCCAAAGAAGCAAAUGAAGAAUUUGAGGUGGCCAUUCUUAAAACAUGUCAGUGUAUGAAUGUUCUAAAGAGAGAGCUACACAAUGCAGCAGUGGAGUUGACCACAGAUUUGCUAAAACAUCAUGCUGAACACACUGUCUUAAAAGCCUUAAAGAUUUCUGGUGGUGAUGGUAAAUUGGAAGCUGUAGCCGAAUACACUUGUAAACUGUCUGAACAAAAGGAGCAGCUGGUUGAGGCCUGUCGACUUUUGAGACACAUUUCAGGAACUGAACCAUUGGAAAUAACAUGCAUUCAUGCUGAAGACACAUUUCAGGUUAUUGGUCCUCAGAUUUUCUCAGCAGCUCAGACACUGGCACUCCAUCCAUCUAGCAAAAUUGCAAAAGAAAACUUGGAGGUGUUUUGUGAAGCUUGGGAGUCUCAGCUAAGUGACAUGUCUGUACUGUUGCGGGAAAUCAAUGAUGUGUUUGAGGGGCGCAGAGGAGAGAAGAGAACCUACCUUUCAUUGCCUAGACCAGGGAAGCAUUCAGCAAAUCUUAAAAUGGUAAAACCUGUCAAGCUGGAUGCUGAGGAACAGACAACUAUAGCAAAGCUGGGACUGGAGCUGAGGCUUCUGACGUCUGACGUGGAUUCAGAAAGUGAGAAGUGGGAGGACCAGGAGCAUGAGAUUGUCCGACAGAGCCAGUGUAUGUCCAGUAUGGCAUAUUCAAUGUAUUUAUUCACCAGAGGGGAGGGCCUCCUGAAGACAACUCAGGAUUUAUUUCACCAAGCUGAGGUGUUUGCUGAAGAGGGGUAUAAACUGAAUUCUUCACUGCAAGCUUUUUGUCUCCAGCUCCGUGACAAUGAAAGAGCGGUCUUAGCACCAGAGAUGGAAAAGCUUGUGGUUCUGUGUCAGCAACUCCAUGCCAGUGCAAAAACACCUGUGCAAGGAAAAAACGCCACUUUCCUUAAGGUCGAUUCGUCUAUUCAGAAUACCAAAAGCAUUAUAAAUGUGAUUGUUUACAUCCUUCCACUCUGCAAUCAAAUAAUCAGAAAGAAUAAAUUGGAGAAAAGCAGCCUGGAGUCUUCUCAGAGUUGGGGUGAAAACCAGUUUCACACUCCUGCUAAUGAAGACAGGCUCAGUGAGAAGACCGCAAACGGCUUUGGCGUGAAGUCCCUGGAACAUCACAUGGCCAGUCUGACGUUUCUAGAAAGCAAGUGAAGGUAUACUGCAGCAGUGAUGAGAACUGACUGAGAAACGCAGGGAGACUUGGGUAUUUGUGUUUGUCUGACAAAAGAAUUACUCACAGGUUUGACCGGGCAGUAUCGCUCUCAUAGAUGGUGUUCUUGUUUGUAACAGGCCAGCAGUUCUCCGAUGCUGGCACAUGAACUGAUCCCAAAGAUAAUUGAAUAUGCUUCUGUGUCCCCCAGCUUGGUCACUUUCAUUAAACGUAUGCCUACCAGUGAAGUCAAAAAGGUUCAUUUUAAACGUUCCAAGGAAACAAAGACCCUACUUGUGCAUGAGUGUUUUUAUA
Molecule: messenger RNA, 2999 nt
Organism: Polypterus senegalus (gray bichir)
Lineage: Eukaryota; Metazoa; Chordata; Cladistia; Polypteriformes; Polypteridae
Gene: ctnnal1
Product: catenin (cadherin-associated protein), alpha-like 1
Exons: 19
Coding region: 410-2686 (758 amino acids)
Biological process (GO): cell adhesion; Rho protein signal transduction
Molecular function (GO): cadherin binding; actin filament binding
Source: RefSeq, a predicted model, not a curated record